Molecule: messenger RNA, 2873 nt
Organism: Dissoconium aciculare CBS 342.82
Lineage: Eukaryota; Fungi; Ascomycota; Dothideomycetes; Mycosphaerellales; Dissoconiaceae
Product: long-chain fatty alcohol dehydrogenase
Exons: 2
Coding region: 233-2563 (776 amino acids)
Molecular function (GO): flavin adenine dinucleotide binding; long-chain-alcohol oxidase activity
Source: RefSeq, a predicted model, not a curated record
CGCUCCUUCUCGACAUUAUUUCCAGCCUCGUCAACAUCUGAACAUUGACGACUCUGGCCUUGCAAUACACUUCUACGGUAUCAGUACCAGACCGCCGUCGUUCAUAGAAACACAAACCUGGUGGUGGUUGUUUUGUCUCCGAUACCCUGGUCCCGCAUCUUUUUUCACUCUUCCGGUUUCGGUGGUACCUGAAUACAGGUACUACGACCACCGGCAGCAGUUUUCUGCAACCAUGGCCUCAUCAUCGUCAUCACCAUCAUCACCACCGACAAGCCCACAAGGCUUCACUCCUCAAAUCGCCAGCCCUGUUCCUCCUCCACCGGCUCAGGAUCCUGUCACACCUGCACAAUGGGCGAUCCUCGCGGCUAUCGCCGACACAUUCGCUCCAUCCAUCACCAAAGCCGCCGGAAACCCGCUUCUGCAACGGAGGGUUUCGGCAGAGGUGUAUGAUACUGUCUCUCGACGAAUAGAAGAGUUGGCUCAGGAGGACGGUCGAGAUGGCUUGGUCGCCGAGUUCCUCGAUGAGCGCGCGUCUGCCGCCCCAGAGUUCAAGGAGUACAUGAUGCGUGUGCUCGGUGUCUACUUGGACAGUGCCACCAAAGCCCAGUUCUUGACCCUCCUAUCGGUUUUAUCUACUCGCGCCGGCUCACUGCUCCUCACCGGCCACGCCACGACACUGGAUAGCCUUCCCGUCGAAACUCGCCAAAAUAUCCUCUUAGGAUGGAAAACAUCGCGCAUCCCGUUGCUCCGCCAGGGAUUCCGCACCAUCUCUAACUUCACCCGAGCCUACUGGAUCCGUUCCUCGCCCACCGUUGGCCGUCUGCUGUCAUAUCCUUACACGCCGGUGCAUGGCACCCCACCAAACAACGCAUUCAAAUUUCAAUUCUUUGAUAUCCCUCCAACCACCGCCUCAGAACCGCACGUAAUCGAGACCGAUGUGGUCAUUGUGGGCAGUGGAUGUGGUGGCGCGGUCGCGGCACAAGUCAUCGCCGAGGCUGGCUUCAAGGUGUUGGUGGUAGAGAAGGCAUAUCAUUGGGAGCCACAGCAUUUGCCCAUGUCAGAAAACGAGGGCUCUGUGCAUCUCUUCUCGAACGGUGGACAAAUGCAAUCCGACGAAGGCAGCAUCACCGUGAUCAAUGGUGCAGCCUGGGGAGGCGGUGGAACUGUCAACUGGAGUGCAUCUCUGCUCCCACAAGGUUUCGUCCGCAAAGAGUGGUCCGAAAAGUUCGGCAUGCCUCGCUUCAACACCGCGGAAUUCCAGUCUGAUUUGGACGCUGUUUGCGCCCGCAUGGGUGUCAGCGGGGACCACAUCCCACACAACAAGUCCAACCGUGUCAUUCUGGAGGGUUCCCGCAAGCUGGGCUAUGCCCACAAGGUCGUUCCUCAGAACACUGGUGGCGAGGCACACAACUGCGGUUACUGCACUCUCGGUUGCGGCAGUUGUGGCAAGAAGGGUCCCACGGAAACAUUCUUGCCUGACGCGGCACGCGCAGGCGCGGUCUUCCUAGAGGGCUUCGAAUGUCGCGAGGUGCUAUGGUCUGAUGUCAAGAGCAACAACAACGACAAGACUGCUGUGGGAGUGAAGGGUAUCUGGACCUCUCGCGACAGCUCAGGUGGCGUAGCGGGAACCGUCUACAAACGCGAGGUCAUUAUCAAGGCCGCUCGCACGAUCCUCGCCGCGGGCCCCAUGGAAGACCCUAUCAUCCUAAAAUCCUCAGGUCUCACCAACCCGCACAUCGGUCGUCACCUGCACCUUCACCCGGUCUCGGUCCUUUUCGCAGUCUGGGACGAGGAUGUCCGCCCUUGGGAAGGCCCGAUCCUCACAACUGUGUGCAAUGAGGUGGAAAACCUUGACCAACAAGGAUAUGGAGUCAAGCUCGAGUCCGUCACCAUGUUACCCGGCUUUGUCCUGCCCUUCCUCCCGUGGACCGACGGAGUCGCCUACAAGGAGCUCGUUGCGAAGAUGCGCCGCAUGACCGGCUACAUCUCCAUUGCACGAGACCGCUACGGUGGUCGCGUCUACCCUGACUCUCAAGAUCCCACUCGCUCUGUGAUCCACUACACGCCGCACGAGCACGACAAGCGCCACAUCCUCGAGGGUCUUGUCCACAUGGCGCGCAUCGCCUACGUCGAGGGCGCUCGCGAGCUCGUCCCCACCGUGCCAGGCAUUGCACCAUUCGUCAAGGACGGCACAUCCACCACCCCACCGUCCGUCAACGACCCAGCCUUCGUCGCGUGGACCGACGCUCUCCGAAAGAACGGCCUUCCUUCGCCAGAUACCGGGUACAUCUCGGCCCACCAGAUGGGUACAUGCCGAAUGGGCGCUUCGCCCAAGACCUCCGUCUGCGACGACUACGGUCGCGUGUGGGGCACAAGGAACCUCUCCGUCGUCGACACCGCUACGUUCCCAUCGGCUUCGGGCGUGAACCCUAUGAUUACCUGCAUGGGUAUCGCGCGAGGCAAUGCCCGCGCCAUUGUGCUCGCGCUCGGUGCGGAGCGUGGCAUUGUCCCCACCUCCAUCCCGCAAGACGUCAGCGCCAUGGCGCAGCGUGCGAAGUUGUAGAGGAAUGGACGAGAGAAGAACAUCGAAGAAUAGAUCGCUUCAUGAUGGAGUUGUAUAAUGAUGUUGCGUGAGCGCGAAAUAGAUGGGUGUGCAUACCCGCAUCAUUUGGAGAAGGGGAUAGAGUCGGGACUUGCUUUCUGAUGACGAUAUUUUUUUCUUUGUGUACAGCAUCGCUUUUGCGUUCGUGAUAGAUUUGAGAAGGAUAGAUGAGGCAUUCCCGCUCUGACGCUGGUGGCUUCGGCCCAGUUGGGAAGCUAGAUACCGGAGAUAGACGGUGAUAUUUCGAACAAUGAAAUCACAACUCUGCAUG